Messenger RNA from Malassezia restricta, 576 nucleotides. RefSeq names its product U4/U6.U5 tri-snRNP component SNU23. The transcript has a single exon. The coding region runs from base 1 to 576 and encodes 191 amino acids. Gene Ontology annotation, molecular function: nucleic acid binding; zinc ion binding. Gene Ontology annotation, cellular component: U4/U6 x U5 tri-snRNP complex; spliceosomal complex. Gene Ontology annotation, biological process: mRNA splicing, via spliceosome. Lineage: Eukaryota; Fungi; Basidiomycota; Malasseziomycetes; Malasseziales; Malasseziaceae. The record is from RefSeq and is a predicted model, not a curated record.
AUGCCCGAGACAGAUUGGGACGUAGCCAACAGUGCAGGGGAUGUUCGCACCAAGCGUGGACAAAUGCCUUCUCAACGCCGGCGGAGAGAGCUUCCGAAGCCGACUCGAGCUAUGCAGGCUCACCAGGAUCUUGACCUCGAAAAGGACAGUGGCACCAUACGCCUGGUGGAAAAUGAAGAUGGCCGUGGUGGGGGCCCGGGCUUUUACUGUGACGUAUGCAAAAAGACUUGCAAGGACAGCGUCGGGUACCUGGAUCAUAUCAAUGGGCGCAUGCACCUGCGCAGAUUAGGGCAAACUACCCAGGCUGAGCGUGGGACGCUCCAAAGCGUGAAGGAUCGCAUUGCCUAUAUACGAGCUGAGCGUGCCUUAGGAGCAACGCCGGCCCAACGCUACGAUUUUGAUGCAAGACUUCGGCAGAUUGCUGCGGACCAGCGCCGAGAACACGAGCAGCGUCGACGUGAUCGGCAAGAAGAGCGCCUCCGCAAAAAGCCUCGAUCAGAUGAGGACGUUGUCGUGCAGGACGAUGCAGAUGUCAUGGCUGCCAUGGGCUUUGGCAGCUUUGGUUCUACACGCUAG